Messenger RNA from Meyerozyma guilliermondii ATCC 6260, 945 nucleotides. RefSeq names its product exosome non-catalytic core subunit (gene RRP42). NCBI's taxonomy places the organism in Eukaryota, Fungi, Ascomycota, Pichiomycetes, Serinales, Debaryomycetaceae. Gene Ontology annotation, biological process: TRAMP-dependent tRNA surveillance pathway; exonucleolytic trimming to generate mature 3'-end of 5.8S rRNA from tricistronic rRNA transcript (SSU-rRNA, 5.8S rRNA, LSU-rRNA); nuclear mRNA surveillance. Gene Ontology annotation, cellular component: cytoplasmic exosome (RNase complex); nuclear exosome (RNase complex). The transcript has a single exon. The record is from RefSeq and is a predicted model, not a curated record. Bases 1 to 945 code for a protein of 314 amino acids.
AUGAAGUCCCCAUACAAAGUACGGCAUAUAACACCGAAAGUUUCGUUGCCAGAUGCACUCCUCAUCACCGAAAUUCGUCUUGUCUUCCUAAUGCUUUCUCCAGCCGAAAGGUCUUUUUUGCAUGAUUCCCUCAUAAGGCUGCCACCUAUACGCCCAGACAGGCGUGCAGAUUACCAGUUUCGGCCGUUGGAAGCCAAAACUGGAUUUUUACCUGGUUCCAAUGGCUCGGCCAGAAUCCGGUUGAUGGAUGGAAGUGAGUGUAUAGUAAGUGUUAAGUCAAAGGUGGUCAUUACAGCGCUAGAGAGCGCGCUUAUAGAGUGUGACGUGGACAUCAGUGGACAUCGUGACGACUCAAACUAUGUUUCGAAUCUUAAAUAUAAUCUUGAAACUGUCUUGCUUGAGAACUUUCCAACUAGCUGUUUGAACCUCACCAGCAAAUAUUCUUACAAGCUUUUUAUCGAUUGCAUAGUCAUUAGCCACGCGCUGUAUCCGUUGGGACUCAUGUCGUUGGCAUGUUACUUGGCCUUGAAGACGUCCCGAUUACCGCUUUUGAUCAGCGAGGUCAAUGAUGCUGAUAUUGAAGAACAACCCACUUUUUCUGAUGACUGGGACGAAGCCCGUAACUUGGCUGAAAUGCAAGACUUUCACCCGCCAAUAUCGAUAGUGGCUGGCCUAAUUGGUUCAAAUAUACUUUUCGAUCCCUCGGCAGAGGAAGUCCAAGUAUUGGAAAAUGGUCUUUUACUCACCUGGUACAAUGGAAAGGUUAUAUCACCGGUCUCCAACGUCAACCUUGCUACGAACUCCAAGAAUACAAACUUUAAGGGACUCAGUCCUCACUUGAUAACAAAAAGUAUUUCUAUGGCACAGAAGUACUGUGGAGAUAUCGUGAAAGCAUUGGAUUCUGUCAUAGACCUGGAAACUAACGCCCCAGAUACCAUUUUCUAA